This is a messenger RNA of Lycium ferocissimum, 992 nucleotides long. RefSeq names its product sufE-like protein 2, chloroplastic. NCBI's taxonomy places the organism in Eukaryota, Viridiplantae, Streptophyta, Magnoliopsida, Solanales, Solanaceae. The coding region runs from base 129 to 992 and encodes 287 amino acids. The transcript has a single exon. The record is from RefSeq and is a predicted model, not a curated record.
AUCUUAUUCUUACUUUUAUCUCUCAAAAAUCUCACACGUCACCAACUACCAACUGUCACAAAUCUUGAUUUUCCUCACCCUUUUUUCUCUCCAAUUUUCUUCAUCUUUUUCCCCCUCUUAAACCAAACAUGCACUCUUCUAUCAAUCUCAAACAUUCAUCUCUUCCAUUUCCAUUGACAAUUUCAUCUAUACCCACUAAGUCAAAUCCUCAAUUUCCUCCCAAAAACCCAAUCUUUUUUACUUCUCUAAAAAAUCCAUCUACUUUCUUGACAAUUUCAUCAACACCCACCAAGCCAAAUCCUCAUAUCUCUCAUAAAAAACCAAUCUUUUUCACUUCUAUGCAGUAUUCUGCAAAUAGGUAUUACUCUAAUUCAAGUUCAAGAACUAAAAAACCAAACCUUUCCUCAGUUUCUUGCUUAAUCAUGGAAGAACCACCAUUUGAUGAAAGGUUAAGUGUUGCUGACAAAGUUCAAAGUUUAUCUUUGGAAUUUAGGUCCUUAUCAGAACCAAUUGAUAGAGUUAAAAGAUUAUUACACUAUGCAAGUAUACUCCCUCCAUUAAAUGAGUCAUCAAGGUUACGAGAAAACCGAGUUUUCGGGUGUACAACACAGGUUUGGUUAGAAGUUAGGAUGGAUAAUAAGGGGUAUAUGAGGUUUAGAGUAGAUAGUGAUUCAGAAAUUACUAAAGGGUUUUGUUCUUGUUUGAUAUGGGUGCUUGAUGGUGCAAAACCAGAAGAAAUUCUAAGUGUUACAGCUGAGGAUUUGGCAGAUAUGAACGUGGGGUUACCUAAAAAAGGACGUUCAAGAGUUAAUACUUGGCAUAAUGUGUUGUUUAGCAUGCAAAAUAGGACUCAAGAUUGUGUUCAGGAGAGGAAUAGAGCUUUGCCUUUGGAAGAUCCAAAGGGAUCUGAGGUUAGUGUUAGGGUUGGCAAAACUAGCCCAAACCCAUUUGAUCAUUUAAUGGGUUUGCCAGAAAUGAUUUGUAGAUGGUGA